Molecule: messenger RNA, 3048 nt
Organism: Mercenaria mercenaria
Lineage: Eukaryota; Metazoa; Mollusca; Bivalvia; Venerida; Veneridae
Product: tetraspanin-18-like
Exons: 9
Coding region: 673-1512 (279 amino acids)
Cellular component (GO): membrane
Source: RefSeq, a predicted model, not a curated record
UAGAGCAUCUAUAACGACCAGAUAGAUUUAUAUGUACUAACUGUUUAUAUUCGUGUGACACUACAUUGCCAAUUAGCAUAUAUACAUAAACGUAAAGUUCAAUUAAGGUAUACAGGUAUAAUAUAUAGUAAACUAUAUAUAUAUACGUAUUUACUGAGUCGUGUAUAUAUGAAUAUAUGAGAGAUAUAAGAUGGUUUAGAUCUAAGCGGUACGUAUACGUUUUCGUCUCUAUUAAAUAAUCUGUUAACACCGGCAUACAUGUACAUGCUCAAGUGUAUUAAGGUAAAAAGAUUAAACGUAAAAUAGCUGUGUAUUGCGUAAACCCGUGACACGUUUUAAGCAUUAAUAUUUUAUGAUUUUAUAUUUUAAGAAGAAUGACUCAACUUUAAGGUCCAUUAAGCGUAAAACACGACUUACAUCACUGUGUCGGGAUCUUAGCUAAGAUACGGAUUUAAGUAAAUCAAAAAUAAACAGUGGUUAAUGUACGCAAAAAGUUGGACAUUUUUUUCAUUAUCUGUACCAGUAUUUAAAUUUCAAAGUAGGUUAAGUGGAGUUUGCUGUCAACAGAAUAGAGUUAACAUGUGAUAAUCAACAGAAAUAGCCUAGGACAGGAAGUGAAGGAAAGAUAAAGAACGGAGAAACAUUAAGAGACAUUGAUACAAAAGAGUAAAGAUGGGCUGUUUCGACGGGCUAGCUCGGCUGUUACUAGUCGUACUUAAUAUUGUGUUCAUGCUUGCUGGUCUUGCCAUAUUUGUUGUUGGGUUUAUACUACGGUAUGGAAAGACAAUAUACGAACCUUUCUUGGAGACGGGUAUCACCCAGCUGGAGAAGGUUACCAAGGAUACGGGACUAGCUGCCCUCAGUGUGGAUGACAUCAACCUUGGCGAGGUUAUGACGGGACUAGCUACCGGUCUAAUAAUUGGUGGCCUGGCACUUUUCGCUUUAUCCUUCGUGGGCUGUUGCGGGGCAUGCUGUAAAGUGGGAUUUAUGCUGUGGUUGUACAUUAUAGUGUUAAUAGUGUUUUUUGUCGGUGAAAUGGUGGCUAUUGGUCUGCUGUACGGCAAACCGGAUUUGGUAACCGACCAGUUGAAAAGUUCUCUGUCCGAAUAUAAGGGCAUUGCGUCCGCUGAAGUAUAUUCACUUGCUUGGAAUAUUAUAAUGAUUCAGUUUAAAUGUUGCGGAGUUGACAGCUAUAAAGAUUUUAGCCAAGCGACCUCUUGGAACAGAACGUUGCAAACUACUGGUAGAACUAUAACUUUGGAGACGCCAGUGGCAUGCUGUAAAACCUUGCCUUCAUCCAAAGAAACCUCGCAUUUCAACUGUGCAACAAAAUACGAUAUCUCAACUAAUAAUGGCAUGACAGGAUGUUAUCAAACGAUAUGGGAUUUAUCUAUGGCGGAUACUGCACUGAUGGUCCCGAUUCUUGUGGCGCUAGGGAUUUUCCAGAUCGCGUUUAUUAUAUUUGCCAUUACUGUUGCAAGGUCGGAAGAAAAAUCGGUGUUUCCAGUCUAAAGAAAAUAAAGAACGGCCACCAGUGAGGUGAUUUUGUCUCUGAAGCUUCCUGUGAUAUAGCUAAUAUACCAGAAUUCCCUGUUCUGACCAGUUAUAAUACAUAAUAUUGUCUACUUACUUAUAAAGGAUAUUCCAGUGCGUGUAGACGUAUUGUACAAUGUUGCACGACACGUGUGUUCACAUUAUGUGAUGUGCCAGACGCCUUAUGAAUAGAUGUAAAUACUGUCUUGAAGUCACAAAGUGGCUAAAGUCACUGUGAAACUAUUUUUACCUUCCUAUUCAUUUUUUUUUUCGUUCAAAAUGAGGCUUUAUCAGACAGGUUGAUACAACAUCUCGUACCAUCACCGGCUCUGGGUUUUCUUAAUCAGUAUCACAAUCAGACUAUUGAAAUUCGGAAACGAUAGUAUAUUAAAAAGUAGUCGGUCAAACCAACCGACUAGGGUGAUACGGGUUAAAAAACACCGAGUCGAUGAUGAUACAUGUAUCGGUAGGAAAUAAAAGAAAAAAACUCGUGUAUUGAUCUGGGCGUUCUCAAUGGUUGUGUUACUAAUCGAAUGAAUGUGUUGUCCUUUGGACUCGGGGGAAACCCAAAGUCACACAAUCAACGGGACGUUAUACAUACACCAAUAUCAACACACUUGUAUAAUAUCUCCAGUGAUUCAUUCCGCGAAUCGGAUUUCAUCCUAAUUUACUCCAGCGGUACUUCGGAGUGAAAAAAAACUGACUAUACAAUUUGGUGAUCCGCCGAGGAUCGAAUUUGAUAGGUUUUCUGCGUGAGUUGAACUGUAAAUGGGCACCAUGAAGGUUGCUGGAUCAAAAGAUGCACCUUAGCAUAAAGUUCUUAAUGUGUUCAUAAUGGUGUGUUGAAUGUGACACAAAUUAGUGUGUUAGCGCGAGUUACUUAGAUUCAUAUACAUGUAAUGAAAGCGUAUUUGAAGCAGGGUAAAUCAAGUGGCAUAUAUCAUAGUCAUUCGUCGUUUUGUUUUUAUGAGUCACUUGUGAGGAUAAAAGCAUUUUUAUAGCAUGAUUGCAAAAAAAUGCGUUUGUCUGUCCGUCGUAUUUUGGGUCCGGCGCGUAAUUUGAAAAUAACUUAAGGUGCUGUUUCUAAAACUUGUCAUUAAGGUAGGCUGAGAUGAGACGCUGUACAGAGCGCAUUAAAUGGUUCGUAUCUUUGAUCUGUUUGUUGUAAUUUUCUGAGCCCGGUUUUAAUGUGACAUAAUGUUGAUGAAUGUUUUGUUUUAUGAGUUUUUAUGGUUAUUGUUAUAUGUUAAUCCAAGAAGAUUUGUUGAUAUGUUUGAUUUAUAUUGGUUAACUGCAGAUUGAAAUGUCGUCUGCUGCAUGCGUUCCGUGUUUCAUAUACGUUGUCUGUUUUCGUGACGGUUAAAUGUGCCAAUCAUUGUAAAAAUUACCUAAAGAUUUAAGUUUUCUUUUGUUAUUUGUACAGUAUGUAAAUUGUAAUUACAAUAUACGCAAUAUACGAUAUACUGUUAUUUUUACUGUUAUGAUAUUAUACAAUAAAAAUGGUUCAAUGUUAAA